GAAUUUCCCGGCUUCAUUCACUCCUUGCAAAAAACAUGGCGACCGAGGGAGAUGUCGAUUUGGACCUGGAAGCCGAGGAAAACUGCACCGGGAAGCCAACCGAAAAGCCCCGCAAACAUGACAGCGGCGCCGCGGAUUUAGAGAGAGUCACCGACUACGCGGAGGAGAAAGAAAUUUCCAGUUCCGACUUGGAAACGGCUAUGUCAGUCAUUGGAGACAGAAGGUCACGUGAACAGAAAGCCAAACAAGAGAGAGAAAAAGAGUUGGCCAAAGUCACCAUCAAGAGAGAGGACGUGGAGUUAAUUAUGUCAGAGAUGGAGAUUUCGAGGGUGGCGGCAGAGCGCAGUCUGAGGGAACACAUGGGCAAUGUGGUGGAAGCGCUGGUGGCGUUGACCAGCUGAGCGCACACACACAGGACCGUUUUACUGGCAGAAAAUAGAAAUUUCCUUAGAAUUGAACUCAAAACAUUUUGUGGUGUAACGUUUUUUUUUUUUUUUCCAAGUAAAAAGUAUUCAACAACCCA
Molecule: messenger RNA, 523 nt
Organism: Doryrhamphus excisus (bluestripe pipefish)
Lineage: Eukaryota; Metazoa; Chordata; Actinopteri; Syngnathiformes; Syngnathidae
Gene: hypk
Product: huntingtin interacting protein K
Biological process (GO): protein stabilization; negative regulation of apoptotic process
Source: RefSeq, a predicted model, not a curated record